Schizosaccharomyces cryophilus OY26 is the source of this 4694-nucleotide messenger RNA. RefSeq names its product U1 snRNP-associated protein Usp102. The record is from RefSeq and is a predicted model, not a curated record. The transcript is spliced from 3 exons. Gene Ontology annotation, biological process: mRNA splicing, via spliceosome. Gene Ontology annotation, cellular component: U12-type spliceosomal complex. Gene Ontology annotation, molecular function: pre-mRNA intronic binding; U12 snRNA binding. The coding region runs from base 1921 to 2667 and encodes 248 amino acids. NCBI's taxonomy places the organism in Eukaryota, Fungi, Ascomycota, Schizosaccharomycetes, Schizosaccharomycetales, Schizosaccharomycetaceae.
CUACCCCCGAAAAGGAACAGCGCUCUUGUAAAUUCUCUUAGGAAAAUUUUGACAUCUCAACGUUAAGGAUUUCACUAAAUUACGUCACAUAAAAGGAUACGACAAGAAGAUCAUGUGUCAUAGUGACAGAUGUAUUGGCUGUCCGAUUGUACAAACAGUCACAAUAAUGCGGAGAGCCAAUCAUGGCCAAGUACGAGACUACUGUCUCCAGAGUAUCGAUAAGGUACUGAUUUGCGUAUUCAGACAAAAUUCCGUACGUAUUCAUUGUCCUUAAACUUCUAUAACGAAGGAGGAGGUAUUUUAGCGAACGAUACGAGGGACAUCGAAAUAUGAGACUGAGUUAAAUCUUGUGAAGAAAACUUAAAACCAAGGAAUAAAGUAAUAGAAGAGAAGAGAAUCGUGAAAAUACUUCUAACAAUUGAUUCUACUUCCUGUCUCCUGUUCGUUAGCAAUCUAAAUGAAAUGAUCUUUGAAAUUCCGAUUUUAUCCCCAUUUUCCAUCCCACGUUUACUGACGUCCAGGUUUCGCUAACUGUUCUUUCAUCUCCAAAUUGUCCAUCGGAUAAAUUUGGGGUUACGCAUUCAAUUUUUUGAGCAACCAGCCAAGGGAUACACCUUCGACACAGCAUAUACUAAUAGAAACGCGUUUAACAAAGCAACGUACUGCGGAAAUUUACAUACAGAAGAAAACAAUAGCACAAAGAGGAUCCCGAAAGGGAUUCAUCUCCCUUAAAUACUGAAGCACAUGCUUAUAAUCGUUAAGGUUCAAUGUUCUACCCCUCUUGUUAGAGGAGAAGCAGCCAAUGGUGAUGCUAUCCUUUGUGGAGAUUAGGUAACAUUGCUCCUAGUCCCCAUUUCAUUGUUACCAGAUAAAAGUAAGUUAAGGUUACGGCCAAUGGUGAAUCCAUGAAUGGCUUCUCUACGGAAAUCUGACCAUUUGAAUCAUUUGCAGAAAGCAUGCUUUGUUUCUGGAUUGAUAGAUUGAGCAAACUUUAUUCAAAAACUAUCUGAAACUAAAUAAAAAAUAAACUGGCUCAUUCAUCAUGGUAAAGCAAAAUCAAUAACUUUCUCAUCCCUGACCUUCUUUUGUUUUUUUUUUUUUCAGAGAAGAAAAAAGAAAGGUGGCAAUGCUAGCCUUGAUUCCUUUUGUCUCCGCAAUCCGUUACCCCGGAUGUAAAAAAUUCAUGAUAGCGGAAUAACCAAACGUGAUUGGCCAUAACGUCCCCAUUUACCCCACAUAAUAAAGAACGAAACCGCGUUUUUCCCGGACACUUUGAUUGGUUAAGUUUAGUGUGAUUUUACAUUCCGCAUUAUUUCUAUUUUUAUUCAAAGCAAUGAAAGGAUCAACGAAAGAGCUUCGGACGACUAGCAACGAGUAGUGGUAGAAUGCGUUAUUGAGAGAACGACAGUUUUCAUACUUCCGGUUUGUGCAUUGGUACGUCUUCACAAUUUAUUUUUAACAACACGGCUUACGAUGCCCUGAUAAAUAAAUAUGCCUUGCAUGUGUGUAAAGAAGUUUCGAAAUUAAAGAUUUUGAACAGGUAAAAUGAGAUAAAUCUUCCACAGGAAUGGAAAGAAGUGAAAAAGGGAUCUCUUUGUAACUUUAUAUUCGAAAUUUAGGCCUUCAUUCUUGCACCUAAAUCCGGCUCGUUUGCAACACUUUUCCCAGAAUUCAGCCUAACCAAACGAGGGAGAAGACAGUGAAAAACAAAACAAAACGAAAAUGAAAAGAAAAGAACAAAACAUGACUUGAAAUUGUCUUCUCAAGUCACACAACCAUGCAAAUUAAUCUCUCAAAUACCUUACCUUGUGACUCACUAUUUUCUGUCUCCAGUGGUUUUUUUCCAACACGCGCUUCCAAGGGACAAUUGUACAGUAGAUUGUAAGAAAAGUUUCCUUUUUUUUCUUUUCUUUCUCUUUCAUGGAUUCUUCUUCAAUAGUUGCAAACCGAGAGCCAGAGGGUCGUUCCGAAGAGGUUUUGGGAAACCCGUCUGAAACUCUGUACAUUCGAAAUAUUGAAGAAAAAAUUCGGCUUACCCUGCUGAAACAGAUUCUGGAGCACUUGUUUGGAGCGUACGGCAAAGUACUCAGUGUUCAAGCUAGAAAGACGUUACGCAUGCGCGGUCAAGCAUUUGUUGUUUUUGAAAAUAUUCAAGAUGCAAGUCGUGCUCUGCAAGACCUCCAAGGCUAUCCCUUGUAUGGAAAGCCUAUGAUGAUCCAGUUUAGUCGAACAAAAAGCGAUGCCAUAGUCAGUCUUCAAAAUCCACAAGAAUUAGAAGCAAAGAAAGUUCAACGGCGUGAACGAAGAGAGUAUUUAAAACGCACAGGUGCACUACAACCGCCUGCGCCUAAACCUGCUCAUAAGAAACAACCCGUAAAACGUACUGCUCCAGGAGAACGGAAAUUGAAUAUCAACGAAGAUUUGCUUCCUCCCAACAAAGUUCUUCUACUUCAAAACCUUCCCCAAGAAGUUACUGCUGAAAUCCUUACACAGAUUUUUGAAGCAUAUCAGGGCUUCCAGGAGGUUCGUAUGGUUCCAGGACGCAGGGGAAUUGCCUUUGUUGAAUAUGAUACAGAAAGAGAGGCUGGCAUUGCAAAAAACGGCACGACAGGUAUGGCGCUCAGUGGAAAUCAGGUCAAAGUCACCUUUGCCAGAAAAGCAUCUUAGUAGGCUGGGCUCUAAAUGGAACUUGACUUAUGGUUUAUUCUAAAAAAUAUGAAAACAGAGAUCGUUUCUUUCGUUUCGUUUAAAUUAUGAUAGUUGGAAAGGUUUCUGGUUCGAACUUAAAUGUCUCGAAUCAUCUAAGACGUGGACAACACUUUAAAGCCGGUGUAUUUCCCAGAAGAACCUUUCAUCAACUCUACGUUCCCUUUUUUCAUUAACGACUCCAAAACUUUCUGUAGCAGACCUUCCUCCAAGCAAUCCACUUCCUUGCAUUGUUCCUGUAAUUCAUAAAAGGUGCAUACAGCACCGUCUCUUCCGGUUUCAAACAACUUUAAUGGUUAGUAAAAUUGUGGUAAUGAAAAUGGAAUUCUGUUGUUAAACUCGUAGUAUCAUCGUACAUACCCAUUUUAUGAUAAUAUUUCCCCAUUCAGCAACUGACCGCCAAUAUACCCAAAACGUAUCUCUUGGUUCUUUCUUUUGAGUCCAUUCUGCAUAACUCUGCUUCACCAUGUCUUCUACGAUUUCCCGAAACACUGGUAAAGGCAACGUACCUUAAUGAACCAUCAGUCAUAUGCACAUUGUAGGGUAGAAACUUACGGUGAAUGGCCUCAUUAUGAAUCAAUGGGCUUUCUAGUAACUCGGCAUGUAUACUCAGCUGAGUAAUUCUAUGCUCCCGGCACCAAAUAAGGAUCCAUUUUUGCCAAGCGGUUUUCUGAGAUUGCCAGGCGUUUUCAUUCACUUGGCGAGUAAAAAAUGGAGGAAAAUUAUAUAUAGCUGGGAUUUUCAUAUUCUUAAACGCUGAACUUUCUUUUGGGUGCAGAAAGGUUCCUUUAUGGAUUGUUUGCUUUCCUCCAUGUAAACUACAAAGGUAUACGAAAGAGUCUGAGGAACUAAUUAUGGAAAGCGAGUUUUCUAAGGAUAGGCAAUGUUAGAAACAAAUGAAAAUAGAAAGAAAUGAUCCAAUUGAAAAAGUCAGGAUGGUCAAGAAAUGAAAUGGAAGUGAAUUUUUGUUUGCUUGAAAGAACAAACGUUCAUUGACAGUAGUACUAAAGAUGUAUCUGUAAGAGAGAGGAAUGAACUCAAGCGCACUACUCCUGCGUUUUUUCAGUUUCUAAAAUUAAGCUACAUCACACCGAUAGUUUGUGUUGUCUUUUAAGAAGUGCCAGCAGUAUUUCGAAAGCAUGCAAGCGAACAUCUUGUUUCAUUCUUCUACAGACACUAUGUGUAUUAAAUAUUUGUGAGAGAGAUGCAGAUCAGAGUAGAAACGUGUCCCAUCUGGUCACAGGCUCCUCCAAUGCAAACGCUUACUACUUUGGUUUAUGUUUGAGUCUGUGUUCAAUGGUUUCCAUCAAUGAUAUAAAGGAUUUUUUUUUUGCAUUUGUAUUCCUUUCAAUGACAUUUCAUUGAAACUUUAUGCUGAACCAUAUUUUCAUUCAUCCUGUCCUGGAUCUAAGAAACUGCAACAUGUACGGAUGGCAAACAUAUCCAUUCUCAAAAAAAUAUACAAUAUCACUGAGACUAAAAGAUUGAACUAAAGUACUUGCCCUUCUUGCGCUUGACUUGGUCGAAUCUCAGCUGUCCUAUAUAUGAAUGACGAGUUGAGUAUUUUAAAUGAAACCUGAUAAAUUUUUCGUUUCUUAAAUUCUAGCAGGGAAGACUUCUAUGCAUCAUGCAGAAAACCAUUCAAUACGAACGAUGGCAUUCUAUCUCUAUUUUUUAGGAUAUCUUUUCGAGUGCCUAAAAUAAAUUCAGUAGUCAGAAUCAAGAGCACAUAAAUAAGACUCAUUUCUUUAAGGAAGAAAGCUUACCUCUAUCAUAAUAACAGAAUUUCCGCGAAUCGUAACAGACCCAAUUUUGACUUUUUCACCAUCUGCUUUUUCCUCGGUCGUGUCUUCAAGCACAAUGUUCAGAAAGAUCUUUCCUUAUUAGUAUCUUUGCAUGUUGUAACUAAUUACUUACAUCGUAACCACGUAAAACACCAUAUACUUUGCGCGAACCGUUCAAUUGAACAAAAACCUGUUUGUCCAGAU